AUGCCUGCCGGCGUACCCCCACUCGCGUCCUCCGGCGUCUUCAGCGUGGGCGCCGCGCUCGUCAUCGACGCGCCGCGCGACGCGGUGUGGGCCGCGCUGCUCGACUUUGCGGCGUACAAGGAGUGGAACGCAUUCGUGUACUCUCUUUUCUUUUCUCCCCCCUUGGUAGUAUUUCUCACGCCCCCCAGCCGCAACCAGACUGUCCUGUCCCCCUCCGGCGCGCCGUCCCCCGACCCCCCCGCGGCGGGCCACACGCUGCUGAUCUCCCCCGUGCACCUCCCGCCGACGAUGGGCGCCCCGGGCCGCUUCCAGGCGCAGCAGGCGCGCGUGGUCAUCACCGCCUUGGACGCCGGGCAAUUCCGCGCGGCGUGGGAAACAGAGCCGUCGUGGCUGCUGCCGCGCUGGCUGCUGCACGCGGAGCGCUGGCAGAUGCUCACCGAGGUCGUGGAAGAUGGGAGGGUAAAGACACGGUACGAGAGCAUCGAGGUGUUUAACGGCGUUUUGGCGUGGGUCGUCAAGUGGGUGCAGGGCCGCAAUCUGGAGCUCGGCGUGAAGGCGAUGGCGGAGGGGCUCAAGCGCUGGGUGGAGGAGCCCCGUUGA
This is a messenger RNA of Mycena indigotica, 600 nucleotides long. RefSeq lists its product as uncharacterized. The coding region runs from base 1 to 600 and encodes 199 amino acids. The transcript has 2 exons. NCBI's taxonomy places the organism in Eukaryota, Fungi, Basidiomycota, Agaricomycetes, Agaricales, Mycenaceae. The record is from RefSeq and is a predicted model, not a curated record.